ACUACAUUCAUUUAUCUGUAGACGGAAGGGGAUGAGAUGAGUGUUGGUCAACGUGUUUCGAGGCAAUUGGGCCUCCGAAGAGUGUUCGACGAUGGCGUCUGCUCAUCGUGUCGUCGGUCCCUAACCCAACAACGCAGUGCAUCCACCGCGACCGCAACCACCGAAUCCCACCCCCCAAUCCUCACCACCAUGCCACCCGUCACCCAAACCUCCCUCCCCACCGGCUACCAACUCCGCGCCUCCGUCGUCCUCUCCCGACCCCCCCAGAUCACCCGCGACCUCCACCCCUUCGAGAAGUCCUUCUUCCUCUACCAACGCCGCCUCAACGAGCGUCUCGUCCUCCCCUUCUCCCGUUACUUCUACUACCGUAAAGGCACUCCCGCCGACCUCGACUGGAAGCGCAAAGUCGCCGCGCGGCUCUCCGCCUCUCGCGACGUCGGGGCGUAUUCCGGGUACGGGGCGAACGCGUGGGCGGACGAGGCGCUGGUCGGCGCACCCGAGAGCGAGCCCGAACAUACGGUGCAGAAGCUGAUCGAGGACGCGGAGGUCAGCGCGGUCAAGCCGGAGGAGUUGGGGCAUACGGCGCUGUAUCGGGAGCCGGUGGAACGGCCGCAGCCGCGGGAGACGCGGGCGGAUCGGGAAGGGGACGAGAGGAGUUUGGAUCGGGAGUUGAAGCGGACGUUGUAUUUGGUGAUGAGGGAGGCGUCGGGGAAAUGGGCGUUCCCCGAGGAUUCGUUGGUUGGGACAGAGUCGUUGAGACAGGCUGCGUUACGCAUACUUCCUUUGGCGGGUGGGCCGAAUAUGAAUACGUGGGUGGUGGGCAAUGCUCCGCUUGGAAAGGCGCAGACGGACUAUUCCGCCGAACAAUAUGUGCAGAACACGGCUCGUGCAGUAGAAGAGGUGGGCAAGAAGGUGUUCUUCAUGAAGGCUCGCAUCAUGGCCGGUGAAGUGGAUAUGGCGCAGAACAAGUUCGGUCAUCAGGAGUACAAAUGGCUGACGAAGGACGAGUUGCAGAAGGUGGUCCAUCAGCGGUACUGGAGCAACAUCAAGAACUUCCUGCCGGAGUGGUGAUGUUUUGCUCAGUGUUAGCCUUAUGUAUAUUACUGUAUCACCGAAUCUAUAUACAGCACCAUUUCUGUACAUUGAAAGUUUGAGGGUUUUCCAAACUACAUGCAGAUCCAUCCUGUGCCGGGGUGGACUUAAUUAAUAUUAAUACAUGUACUCCG
Messenger RNA from Eremomyces bilateralis CBS 781.70, 1226 nucleotides. RefSeq names its product 50S ribosomal subunit L30. NCBI's taxonomy places the organism in Eukaryota, Fungi, Ascomycota, Dothideomycetes, Eremomycetales, Eremomycetaceae. The transcript has 3 exons. Gene Ontology annotation, molecular function: structural constituent of ribosome. Gene Ontology annotation, cellular component: mitochondrial large ribosomal subunit. Bases 37 to 1071 code for a protein of 344 amino acids. The record is from RefSeq and is a predicted model, not a curated record.